Messenger RNA from Urocitellus parryii (Arctic ground squirrel), 2754 nucleotides. It is a transcript of the gene Nek8, whose product is annotated as NIMA related kinase 8. Gene Ontology annotation, molecular function: protein kinase activity; ATP binding. Gene Ontology annotation, biological process: animal organ morphogenesis; protein phosphorylation. The record is from RefSeq and is a predicted model, not a curated record. Gene Ontology annotation, cellular component: cilium. Lineage: Eukaryota; Metazoa; Chordata; Mammalia; Rodentia; Sciuridae.
UGUUCUGAGAAAUGAGAUGGAGAAGUACGAGCGGAUCCGAGUGGUGGGGAGAGGUGCCUUCGGGAUUGUGCACUUGUGCCUCCGUAAAGCUGACCAGAAGCUAGUGAUCAUCAAGCAAAUCCCAGUGGAGCAGAUGACCAAGGAAGAGCGGCAAGCAGCCCAGAAUGAGUGUCAGGUGCUCAAGCUGCUAAAUCACCCCAAUGUCAUUGAGUACUAUGAGAACUUCCUAGAGGACAAGGCCCUCAUGAUUGCCAUGGAAUAUGCACCAGGUGGUACCCUAGCUGAGUUCAUCCAAAAGCGCUGCAAUUCCCUGCUGGAGGAAGAGACCAUCCUGCACUUUUUUGUGCAGAUUCUGCUUGCCCUGCAUCACGUGCAUACCCAUCUCAUCCUGCAUCGGGACCUCAAGACCCAGAACAUCCUUCUYGACAAACAUCGCAUGGUUGUCAAGAUUGGCGACUUUGGCAUCUCCAAGAUCCUUAGCAGCAAGAGCAAGGCCUACACGGUGGUAGGUACUCCAUGCUAUAUUUCCCCUGAGCUGUGUGAGGGCAAGCCCUACAAUCAGAAGAGCGACAUCUGGGCCCUGGGCUGUGUCCUCUAUGAGCUGGCCAGCCUCAAGAGGGCCUUUGAGGCUGCAAACCUGCCAGCGCUAGUGUUAAAGAUCAUGAGUGGCACCUUUGCGCCCAUCUCUGACCGGUACAGCCCUGAGCUACGCCAGCUUGUCCUGAGUCUGCUCAGCCUGGAGCCUGCACAUCGGCCACCACUGAGCCACAUCAUGGCACAGCCCCUCUGCAUCCGAGCCCUACUUAACCUGCACACCGAUGUGGGCAGCAUCCGCAUGAGGAGAGCAGAGAAAUCCCUGGCCCCAGGAACACCCAUGGCCCCGGGCAGCACAGGGAGCAGAACCACUAGUACCCGCUGCAGGGGUAUCCCCCGGGGACCUGUGAGGCCGGCCAUCCCACCACCACUAUCAUCUGUGUACACAUGGGGUGGCGGGCUCAGCACCCCACUGAAGCUGCCGAUGCUUAACACAGAGGUGGUUCAGGUGGCCACUGGGCGCACRCAGAAGGCCGGGAUCACACGUUCUGGGCGCCUAAUCCUGUGGGAGGCCCCACCUGUAGGUGCCCUUGGAAAUGCCCUCCUCCCAGGGGCAGUGGAGCAGCCUCAGCCCCAGUUCAUCUCCCGUUUCCUGGAAGGCCAGUCAGGUGUGACUAUCAAGCAUGUGGCCUGCGGGGACCUCUUCACAGCCUGUUUGACUGACCGAGGCAUCAUCAUGACCUUUGGCAGUGGCAGCAAUGGGUGCUUAGGCCAUGGCAGCCUCACUGAUAUCAGCCAGCCCACCAUAGUGGAGGCCCUGCUUGGCUAUGAGAUGGUACAAGUGGCCUGUGGUGCCUCCCAUGUGCUGGCCCUGUCCACUGAGCGAGAACUGUUUGCCUGGGGUCGUGGAGAUGGUGGCAGACUGGGACUAGGCACCAGGGAGUCCCAUAGCUGUCCUCAGCAGGUGCUGGUUCCCUUAGGACAGGAAGCCCAGCGGGUUGUAUGUGGCAUCGACUCUUCCAUGAUCCUCACCGUGCCUGGCAGAGCCCUGGCCUGUGGGAGCAAUAGRUUCAAUAAGCUGGGCCUAGACCAUCACUCCCUUGGAGAGGAGUCUGUACCCCACCAGCAAGUAGAGGAAGCCCUGACCUUUACUCCAUUAGGCUCUGCACCCCUGGAUYGGGAGCCCCUGUUGAGUGUUGACCUAGGUACUGCUCAUUCAGCUGCUGUGACUGCCUCAGGUGACUGCUACACUUUUGGCAGCAAUCAGCAUGGGCAGUUGGGUACUAAUGCCCGCCGGGGCAGCCGGGCACCAUGUCGAGUCCAGGGCCUUGAGGGCAUCAAGAUGGUGACAGUGGCCUGUGGAGAUGCCUUCACAGUAGCCAUUGGUGCAGAGGGUGAAGUUUACUCUUGGGGCAAAGGAGCCAGAGGACGACUAGGAAGGAAGGAUGAAGAUGCUGGGCUCCCUCGGCCAGUGCAGCUGGAUGAGACACACCCUUACACAGUGACAUCUGUGUCCUGUUGCCAUGGAAACACUCUCCUGGCUAUUCGACCAGUCACAGAUGAGCCAGUCCCCCCUUGAGGCACCGGGAUACCUCUGGACCACCCUGAUAUUGCUUCUCUUCUGAGUAUUCUGAAAAGUUUAGGUGCCUAAGGCAUGACUUCCCACCAGCCUUCUGGAUUGUGAUAUCAUCAGGAUGGAAGUGACAGUGAAGGCCUGCUCUGCUUUUGAACCUAGAUAGGGAAACCUCAGCCACCUCUAUUCCCCAGCAUCUCCUUUCCCUCUUUCCUUAUUCACUAUUCAUAGUGGUCCAGCCUCACUGGAGUUGGCAGCCAGACCUAGUCUUUGGAAGCAGGGUGAUCUCCAAAGCCAUCCCUAAAAAAGCCAUCCCUAUGGCUCUACUCAGUUCCUGCCCUCUCCCUCCGCUCAGAAAUACAUCCUUGGUGACCCCUGUGAGACUAACUCCAAGCUUGAGUAGGGCAAGCUGGAACCUGCCUGGACUGGCCAUUGGGCCUGCCUAGUCCCUGCAUGGCCUGAAACAGGAGUGUCUGAGGGAAGCCUCCUGCCUGCCCCAACCCCUCCURCACAAACUCUGAGAGCCUUCCUUUAGGGGAGUGCAAGAGUCAUGAAGACAAUCAAGGCAGAAAGUUGCCCAACACCCCCUGCCUGUCCCCGAACCCGGGUUGGGGGAAAAGGUAGUUGGCUCAACUAGACAGGUCUCC